UGUGUGUGUGUGUGUCUGUCUCUCUCUUUGGACCAGGUUGUGUAGCCCGAGGGGAGGAUCGGAUCCUUUUUUGCGCAGGGAGCUCUUUCCUCUAUACAGCAUUUUACUUCUUUUUGGAGGAGAAUUAUUUCACCUGGCGAGGAGGUGUCAACAGUGCAUUGGGAUGUGGAAAAAAACUGGUGCUUUUUCUUCUCCCCCAGAUGAAGCCCCAAGACCUCCAAAGCUUUGUUGGCAUGACAACUGAGGGCAAUAUGGGGAGGCCAAAGGCAGGGAAGAGAUACCUGAAAUCAUCUGGGUUGGGGGUUUUUUUGGGGGGGGGUUGUUUUUUUGUGUUGCAAGCGUUAGACCCCUUGUUCACUCCCUGUUUAUAGGUAUGUGGUGAUGAGGUAGAUGCCUUGCUGUUUCUGUCGCCACACUAUUUUAAUUCGACUUUCCAACUUGGUAGGAUAUGCUUUCCUCAAUUGGAUUUAGGCGCUUUCAUUGCUGGGGUUAAUGUAGAAGGUCCUGUGCAGAAGGUCCUGGUUUGGGAAACUAGUGUACUGCUAUAUAACUUCUAGCACCUGUUGUCUAGAUUGCAGAAAAGACUACCCUGCUUUGUGGAUGCUUCAGACAUCUAAAAGAGAAAGAUAUAUUGUUUGAUCUGAAUUGUUUGGCUUUUGUGUAGUUGCAUGAAUUGACCACCUGGGUAGUCCCUUAUACUGAAAUUUGUGUGUCUUUGUUUCUCUUUGCUGUUCCUUUAAUGAACAGUUUACUGUUUUUCUGGUCUAUGUUUCUGACAAUUUCCAGAGAGGCUGUUGUGUUACGCUGUUGGGUCAGACAAGAAUAUUUUGACAUCUUAGAGACAAAUACAUUUACUAAAACUUUGGCUUCAGUAGCAUGGAAUCUACUUAAUCUUGAUUCUUCUAUUUACAGAAUCAUAGAAUUCUGGAGGGGAGGAGUAUUUGACUUUGUCUUAUGAUAAGGAUUUAUACACUAGAAUUAUUCUUAAUGGAGAAUUCAGAAUCUAUUGACCUUAAGCAGUUUUUUGAAUUACAUUUUUCACACAUAUAUUACGUGUUUUUUGAAAAUUUUGUGACUAUUGAAAUAAGUCUGAAACAGAAAGGUCACAAAUCUCAAAGGGAAGAAUUAGAUGCUAUACUUUUUAUUUUUGAGAAAAUUUUACAACUUCUUCCAGAAAGAAUUCACCAGAGAUGGCAAUUUCACAGUAUUGGCUUAAUUUUAAAGAAAUUACUUCACACAGGGAAUUCUUUAAAGAUUCGUCGUGAAGGUGUCCGUCUCUUCCUCUUAUGGUUGCAAGCACUUCAAAAUAAUUGUAGUAAAGAACAGUUGUGUAUGUUUUCUUGUUUAAUCCCUGGAUUUCCACCACCACAGUCUGAACAUGGUCCUCAGACACUAGAUAAUCUUAUAAACCCUGUGCUAAAUGUACAAGAAACACAAGUGACUGUAGAAGAAAUUACUCCACUUGUCCCUCCACAGUCAGGAGAUAAAGGACAGGAUGAUCUAACAAGCUAUUUUUUAGAAGCACUUUUAAAAUACUUAGUAAUUCAGGUCAAAAGUCUGGAAUGGAAGAACAGAGAAAAUCAAGAAAAGGGAUUUUCAUUCUUAUUUUCACAUUUUAAGAAAUAUUACUUGCCUUAUAUUUUCCCAAAUAUGUGUAAGGAAAACAGCUUGUAUAACCCAGUUCUCGAUAUGCCUCAGAUGAGACCAAAGCCACAUUAUAUAAUCAUGAAGAAAGAUGCUGAAACAAACGAAAUAGUAUAUUGCACAAAGGAACCUUUCCUUAAAGCUCGUGUUAUUGUCAUCAGAUGGUUGGUGUCUUUCUGGCUUGAACCAAAACCUCUUGCAGGACCUCAGAUUCCUGGAAUGGAAGGGGAAAUUGUGCCAAAGAACAUUCAGAGAGCAGCUGCUACCUUGGCAUCCAGAGAAGACAGCAAAAGUGAUGCCACUGAUAGAUCUGAUAGAAAUCCAGAAACUGAACAAUCUCAUUCUAACACAAGCACACUGACUGAAAGAGAACCUAGUUCCUCCAGCCUUUGCAGUAUUGAUGAGGAGCAUCUUACAGACAUCGAAAUAGUCCGAAAAGUUUUUUCUUCUAAAAGGAGUAAUGUUAACUUUCUCACAGAAAUAUUUCGUCAGGCAUUUUUAUUGCCAAUAUGUGAAGCAGCAGCGAUGAGGAAAGUAGUUAAAGUAUAUCAAGAAUGGAUCCAACAAGAGGAAAAGCCAUUAUUUAUGAAAGAACCAGAAGAAAUUGUUAUAUCUUUGAACAUAGAUAGUGAUGAAAAUAUUGCAGAACAUAAUUCAUCAGAGAAAGGAAAAGAAAGAGAGGAGGAAAGUACAGGUACUUCCUGUCCUAUUCGAAAUUCAAACUGGACAAGAAAUGGUUGUUAUCAGGAAGUUCCCUAUAAAACAUCUGAGUUGGACAACCUGGAACAAGGUAUACGAGCUGGAAUACAAGCAGUACUACAAGUAUUUAUAACAAAUUCCUCAAAUAUAUUUCUUCUUGAGCCAGCAAAUGAGAUUAAAAGUUUGUUAGAUGAGCAUACAGAUAUGUGUAAACGCAUUCUUAAUAUCUACCGCUACAUGGUGGUACAAGUGACAAUGGACAAGAAAACUUGGGAACAGAUGCUGCUUGUGCUGCUCCGAGUAACAGAAUCAGUAUUGAAAAUACCAUCUCAAAUUUUUCUACAGUAUCAAGGAAGAAAGAAUUUAACUUUAGCAGGAAGACUUGCUGGUCCUCUUUUUCAGACUCUUAUUGUAGCUUGGAUCAAAGCAAAUUUAAAUGUGUACAUUUCCCGAGAACUUUGGGAUGACCUUUUAGCAGUAUUGUCAUCACUGACAUAUUGGGAAGAGUUGGCCACAGAGUGGUCAUUAACUAUGGAAACUCUGACCAAAGUAUUGGCUAGAAACCUCUACAGCUUGGACCUCAGUGAUCUACCACUUGACAAAUUAAGUGAGCAGAAACAAAAAAAGCAUAAGGGCAAAGGUAUUGGACAUGAGUUUCAAAAAGCAUCUGUGGACAAAUCAUUUUCGAAAGGCUGGAGCCGUGAUCAACCUGGGCAGGCCCCAAUGAGACAGCGCAGUGCAACAACUACGGGAUCUCCAGGAACAGAAAAGGCCAGAAGCAUAGUGCGACAGAAAACAGUUGCCAUGAGAAGCCGAUCCAUUGGUGAAUGUGCUCUGCCAUCGGCCUAUAUACGCAGUGCUAAAAGUGCUCCUGUCCUGAUCCAUACUUCCAAACCCUUCUUGCCUGAUAUUGUUCUCACUCCCCUUUCUGAUGAGCUUUCAGACAUUGAUGAUGCUCAAAUCCUCCCACGUCCACCUCGCAUCAGACAUUUUUCACAAAGCGAAGAAACUCCUAGUGAAGUUUUUGAUGCACUGAAUGAGGAGCAGCCACUUCCAAGAAGUAGCAGCACAUCUGAUAUACUGGAACCAUUCACUGUUGAGCGAGUCAAAGGUGCAGUUCCUGUCAUUGACGGUUCAUCCCAUCAUGCUCCAAGCUUACAGAGUUCCACAGAGGCCUCUUCAAUAUGUAGAUCCACUGAAAGUCACAUUACUGAUACAAAUAGCAGAGAGUCCUCUCUGGAAGUUGGGGAUAGUAUUUAUGAUCAUCUUUGUCAGUUGGUAGGCCCAGUAGAACUUGCAGAUGCAGCCUUUGAACAAAACGAGUAUGUUGACCUUGAAGGUGAAGAUGAUCUUCUUUCAUCUCUGAGAGAAUAUCUUAAAGAAAAAGAAGAAUUUUUCACUAGCAUUGAGAUAGAUAAGCAUGAGUCUUCUCCUCAUGAAUUUGUUGCAGGAAUAAGUAGGAGUGAUAACUUGCCAUUGGAUGAAGUAGAGUGUACAGACCAGACUGUUGCAAGUAGCACUGUUGUUGCAGAAAAUACCAAUAAUACAGAACUACAAUUGGAACAAAAUCAAACUGGCUUUAUAAGUAAUAUUGCACCUACACAAGUAGAUACUUCUACAAGAAACCAAGCUGAUAAUGCUAAACAAUUAAAUAUUGAUAAACACACCCAAAAUCUGCUUGAUCCCAGGUCAAGUAUUCCUAUUGACAAGGAAAGAAAGAGAUAUUUGUACAGACAAAUUGCCACUGAUGUAGAUGUAUCUGUGGAAACAAUAUUAGCUGAAAAACAUAAGAGUGCCCUCUUUAAUGAAAAAAUAACCAACACAAGUGUUAUGCAUGCAAAGAAAAUGCCACAUAAAGCCUUAGUUAACCCUGAAAUGCUUCAACUUACAGGCAUGAGCAAAGUGACACCAACUAAGAGAAGUAUAUCUGAAACAGUAACUCAUAAGGCUAAAAUCAUGAAAAUAGCAACUAAAAAGCGCAACAGUGUCCAUGUUACUUUUAGGCCAUCUACUGAAUGUGUUCAGUUUUAUAAUCCUCUAGAAAACAAAGAGGCCCCAUGGAAAGCAAGACUGCGUAAACUCAGUGGUUUCAGUAGUGGGAUCAAUAGCAGCAGCAGCAAUACAAGCACAAGCACAAGCACAAGUACCAGCUCAUCCUCUGGGGCUGUGCUGGUCAGACCUGGAAUCUAUAGGCACCUAGAUGCAGUCAGUGCAACGUCUGCUAAUAAUAAGCAGAAUAAAGAAUCAGGAGAUGUUCCAGCAUUCCCGCUGCAGAAGGAAAGUGUUGGAAUAAAUCAAAUGUCUAAUCGUAGCCCACCUAAACCAUCAAGUCAGGAGUCGGGACAACAGCAGGGCUCCCUGGGUGGUGUGUAUAAAUCUGUUGUACAUGCUCUUUCGAAGCCGAAGGCAAAUGUUUCCCCACAGAGGCAGAGCAGAGUGCCAGCAGAGGCUCCACUGAGGGAUCUGUACAGUCAUGUAAUGGGCUAUUUUGGAAAGAAAGCUGCAGUCAUUCAUUUGCUUUUAGCCAAUAGGGAGGAUAUGAGCCAAAAGCAGAUCUCUCUUGGUAAUGAUAAUGGCAGUAGUAAUGCAAAUAUUCCUGACCUCAUGGAUGAGUUUAUAGCUGAAAGACUACGCAGUGGUAGCUCUUUGAAUGUGGCAAGAAGAGGAAGCAGUCCAGGAAGUUUAGAAGUACCAAAAGAUCUUCCUGAUAUACUGAACAAGCAGAAUCAAAUGCGUCCUGUUGAUGAUCCCGGUGUACCUUCUGAAUGGACGUCUCCUGCCAGUGCAGGCAGCAGUGACCUUGUCAGUUCUGACAGCCACUCUGAUUCCUUCAGUGCAUUCCAGUAUGAUGGCCAUAAAUUUGAAAAUUUCAGUUUAUGCCCUGAAGGUGGCACAACAACUUCUGCUGAAUCUGAUACAGGUUCCGGCCCUCAGCAGAGUGCUGAAGAACAAGAAGUGGCUAGUUUGACUACCCUCCACAUUGAUUCUGAGACGAGCAGUCUCAAUCAACAAGCACUAUCUGCCGAAGCAGCUACAAUUACAGGUUCCGAAAGUGCUUCACCAGUUCAGUCUGCUCUUGGAUCACGGUCCCAGACUCCAUCACCUGCUACUUUGAGUGCAGAUCACAAUGAACAAAAGGACCUGCAAUUGGAUGAGAAGCUCCAUCACUCUGUUUUACAGACACCGGAUGAUCUAGAAACCAGUGAUUUCCCAUCUGAAUGUUGCAGUGUGAUGGCAGGAGGAACCCUGACUGGCUGGCAUGCAGAUGUAGCAACUGUAAUGUGGAGACGGAUGCUAGGAAUUUUAGGAGAUGUCAAUUGCAUUAUGGACCCUGAAAUACAUGCUCAGGUUUUUGAUUACCUUUGUGAACUCUGGCAAAAUCUUGCUAAGAUUAGAGAUAAUCUUGGAAUUUCAAUUGAUAAUGUGAUAUCCCCAUCUCCACCAGUCUUAAUUCCUCCAUUGAGAAUUCUUACUCCAUGGCUUUUUAAGGCAACCAUGUUGAGUGACAAGUACAAACAAGGCAAAUUGCAUGCUUAUAAGCUCAUUUGUAAUACAAUGAAGCGAAGACAAGAUGUUUCUCCAAACAAGGACUUUUUAACUCAUUUUUACAAUAUAAUGCAUUGUGGACUGCUUCACGUUGAUCAGGACAUUGUCAAUACAAUCAUAAAGCACUGUUCUCCACAGUUUUUUUCCCUUGGUUUGCCUGGUGCUACCAUGCUGAUAAUGGAUUUCAUUGUAGCUGCUGGCAGAGUAGCAGCAUCAUCUUUUCUCAAUGCACCAAGACUAGAAGCACAAGUUCUCUUAGGCUCUUUGGUGUGUUUACCCAAUUUAUAUUGUGAAUUACCAGCAUUACACCCAAACACUCCAGAUAUCGUUGUGUCUCAGUUUACAGAAGUAAAGCAUCUCAUCGAGAUCACUUCUCCAGAAAAAAAGGAAGGUCUAAGACAGGGAUUCCCAAACUUUUUGGCCCAUGUGCACAUUUUGAAUUUGUGUAGAUGUGGAUACUCUUUUAAAAGGAAUGCCAAAAGGAGCAUGGAACUGGUUAUCAAAACAAUAUUAAGCUCUGCAAAAGAUGAGCCAUCAGGACCUGCAAGAUGUGUUGCUAUUUGUAGCCUUGGCAUUUGGAUCUGUGAAGAACUAGUACAUGAAACCCAUCAUCCUCAGAUCAAGGAAGCUCUGAAUGUAAUCUGUGCUUCAUUGAAAUUUCCAAAUAAAACAGUUGCACACGUGGCUUGCAAUAUGCUUAAUAUGCUGGUUCAUUACGUGCACAGACUACAAUUGUAUCAGUCUGAUUCACCAUUAAAAAUAAUUCAAAUAUUGAUAGCUACCAUCACUCAUCUCUUGCCCAGUACAGAAGCUUCUUCUUAUGAGCAAGAUAAAAGGCUGGUGGUAUCUCUGCUUCUUUGUUUGUUGGACUGGACCAUGGCAUUGCCACUGCGGACAUUAUUACAGCCUAUUCAUUCUGCAUCAUUUGAAAAUGAUAAAACUGAAAAAUCUGUUCUUAAUUACAUAUAUAAGGUUCUUCAUGGGUGUGUCUAUGGAUCUCAGUGCUUUAGUAACCUGAAGUAUUUUCCAAUGAGCCUGUCUGAUUUAGCAUCUUUGGAUUAUGAUCCUUUUAUGCAUUUGGAAAAUUUAAAAGAACCAGAACCACUCCAUUCACCUGAUUCAGAACGAUCUUCCAAACUCCAACCAGUCACAGAAGUAAAAUCUCAUAUGCAACAAGGACUGAUCUCUGUGGCAGCUCGUACUGUGAUAGCUCAUCUGGUAAACCACUUAGGCCAUUAUCCAAUGAGUGGGGGGCCUGCUAUGCUAACAAGUCAAGUAUGUGAAAAUAAUGACAAUCCUUUCUGCGAGAACCUUGAACUUUCUCCUGAGCUUUUUGAGAACCCCAAUCUCCAGUUCUUUGUAUUAAAUAAUACCACAUUAGUUUCAUGUAUACAGAUAAGAGCCGAAGAGAACAUGCCUGGAGGAGGUUUAUCUGCUGGGCUUGUCUCAGCCAAUUCAAACGUCCGAAUUAUAGUGCGGGAUCUGUCUGGGAAAUAUUCUUGGGAUUCUGCCAUCAUGUAUGGGCCUCCCCCUCUAUGUGGCCUAAGUGAACCAACCACUUUUAUGCUUUCACUGCCCCAUCAAGAGAAAUCAGAAAAUGCCUCAGAACCUCCUGCAUAUACAGAAGAAAUGUAUGUAAAGGAUGGAAUUACUCUUCCACUAAAAAGAAGACUUAGAGACACUGUGCCAACAUGGGAUACAAUAAAGGAUGAAGAAGAUGCCCUUGAUGAGCUUUUGCAAUAUGUGGGAAUCACUAGUCCUGAGUGUUUACAGAGGACAGGUGUGUCUCUCAAUAUACCUGCUCCUCAACCUAUCUGUGUGUCAGAGAAGCAGGAAAAUGAUGUAAUCAAUGCAAUCCUUAAACAGGACACUGAAGAGAGAGAUUUUAUUGAAAAGCACUUCAGUGACUUAAAUAUGAAGGCUAUGGAGCAGGAUGAACCAAUUCCACAAAAGCCCUAUUCGGCAUUUUACUAUUGCAGGUUACUCCUUAGUAUUCUUGGAAUGAAUUCGUGGGAUAAAAGGAGAAGCUUUCAUCUUCUGAAAAAAAAUGAAAAACUACUUCGAGAACUCCGAAAUUUGGAUUCAAGACAAUGCCGAGAGACGCACAAAAUUGCAGUAUUUUAUGUUGCUGAGGGACAAGAAGAUAAACACUCCAUCCUGACUAACACUGGAGGAAGCCAAGCAUAUGAGGAUUUUGUAGCAGGUCUUGGUUGGGAGGUGAACCUAACAAAUCAUUGUGGUUUUAUGGGAGGACUACAGAAAAACAAAAGCACUGGUUUGACCACUCCAUAUUUUGCUACCUCUAUGGUUGAAGUAAUGUUUCAUGUAUCAACCAGAAUGCCUUCUGAUUCAGAUGACUCCCUAACAAAAAAACUUAGGCAUUUAGGAAAUGAUGAAGUUCACAUUGUCUGGUCAGAGCAUACUCGAGACUAUCGAAGAGGAAUCAUUCCUACAGAAUUUGGAGAUGUACUUAUUGUUAUAUAUCCAAUGAAAAAUUACAUGUUCAGUAUUCAGAUUAUGAAAAAACCUGAGGUCCCAUUCUUUGGUCCAUUGUUUGAUGGUGCUAUUGUGAAUGGAAAAAUUCUUCCUAUUAUGGUUCGAGCAACAGCUAUAAAUGCAAGCAGAGCUCUGAAAUCGCUCAUUCCAUUAUACCAAAAUUUCUAUGAGGAAAGAGCUCGGUAUCUCCAAACAAUUAUUCAACAUCACCUAGAUCCUUCAACAUUUGAGGAUUAUGCAUCUCAGGUGUUCUGCCCAGCAUCCUGCCACCAUUUUCCCACAGAAACUGGGCCCUACCCAGAGACUCAGGCGUCCGAAGUUCCAGCAGCAGCGCAGAUGGACAGGUCCGAUCUAGCUUUCCCCAUUUCUCCACGGACUAGCAAGAGUCGUAUGUCCAUGAAAAUGCGACGAUCUUCUGGCUCAGCCUACAAGACUUAGCGACUGGUAAAGCCUCCAGCCUUUUUUAUCAAGACAUAAAUCUCUCCUCUAUGCUGAAUAUUGUUCCUUCAUUCCUCUGCUCUUAUUUUUAUUUUAAAGAAACAUGGAAUUUUAUUUCAAAAUGAAAAUAUUUUAGCUUUUGUGUUAGAAUAUUCAGCUUCCCGCUAAUCAUAGUUUAUCAAUGCAGAGUAUUUCCUGUUUCACUGUUUUAUAUAUAUACUUUUCCUUGUGAGAGGAAACUCUUUUAACAUCUGUGAUUAAUUACUAUCCCUGAAGCCACCCCUGAAGCUGGAAACUGCAGGCAUGUUCCACUCUUAUUUAUUGUAUAACCCUUUCAAAAUAAAAAAUAUGUCAUCUUCAAAGGGAUGCAUGUAUACUUUUCAAACUAAGCGUUCUCUGCAAAUAUCACUAGAAUUCACAGAAUUAUGUACAGUUAUUAUAUUAUAAGAAUAAACCAAGUUAACAGAGACUCUUCCUCAGCUCCAUUAUUCUCAUUCACUGUUGGACAGACUUAACAGCAAGCAUUUACUGUUAAGUAUCAACUUCCUUGCUAAACAUUUGCUUUUCUCUUGGCCCUAUUGGCACAAUCUUUCUCUUCCGAAAGUUGAGAUCGUCCUUUGGUAUACCUGCAUAAGUAUACAUAUGUACAAUCACCUAUUUUCAAGCACUUCGCCACUUCAGUCAUUUGCUUUCAAUCAAGUAAUGUUGGGGGGUGGGAUGGGGGGAGGCUGUGCCCUCAUAAUAGCAAAUAUAUACACAAAUACAUUCCACUCCAAUUUGUCACUACUACUCAGAAAUAUUUUCAUAAUGCAGAAAUUCAACUGUGUUGUUUGCCAUAUUCUGCUUUAACAAAAUGUAGCAUGCCACUGGUACUAACUGCAUGUGUAAAUAUAUGUUCCUCACCUGGGAAACUAUAGAAAUAUAUAUUGAUGUAUUUGUUCGCCAUGUAGUAUAUACAAAUUUGUAAUGGUUGAAGAAAAGACAUGCUAUUUAAUAAUACAAUAAAAUUAUUCUUACCA
Messenger RNA from Ahaetulla prasina, 9842 nucleotides. RefSeq names its product Ral GTPase activating protein catalytic subunit alpha 1 (gene RALGAPA1). Gene Ontology annotation, molecular function: GTPase activator activity. Gene Ontology annotation, cellular component: nucleus; cytoplasm. Lineage: Eukaryota; Metazoa; Chordata; Lepidosauria; Squamata; Colubridae. Gene Ontology annotation, biological process: regulation of small GTPase mediated signal transduction; positive regulation of GTPase activity. The transcript has 42 exons. The coding region runs from base 955 to 8823 and encodes 2622 amino acids. The record is from RefSeq and is a predicted model, not a curated record.